This is a messenger RNA of Colletotrichum spaethianum, 702 nucleotides long. RefSeq lists its product as uncharacterized. The record is from RefSeq and is a predicted model, not a curated record. The transcript is spliced from 3 exons. Bases 1 to 702 code for a protein of 233 amino acids. Lineage: Eukaryota; Fungi; Ascomycota; Sordariomycetes; Glomerellales; Glomerellaceae.
AUGGUCUCAACGCGGUCCUCCUCGCGCGCGCUGCCCAACGGCCUCGACGCCUCCCCCUCCCCAUCCCCUGCGCGCGCCGUUGUCUCCGCCGCCCGCGACAACAAAUCCACUCCGCGAGGCUGGUCCCACGCGCCAACCUCCAUCACCCUCUUCUGGCUCCUGAUAUCCUUGCCCCUCGUGGCCUGGGACACGGGCUACGUCCUGCUGCGGCCGUGGACCAUGCCGGGCGGCCACCUCCACUGGCCGCUGUACGUCCCGUAUGCGCUCUACGGCGAGGUUGACUACGUCUACGGCUGGAAGGCCUUCAACGCGCGCAGCGGCUUCACGUCCGCGCAGGGCGCGCUCAACGCUGUCGAGACCUUCAUGUACCUAGUCUACGUGUGGCUCUACUUCUCGCGCGGGAAGGCUGUCGAGGGGCCUGCGGGCGUGAAGAAGGCUGUCGGCGGGAGGGCUGGAGCGUUGGCCAUCGUGAUCGGGUUCAGCGCGGCUGUCAUGACGUUGAGCAAGACGAUACUCUACUGGGCGAACGAGUACUUCUCCGGCUUCGACAACAUCGGCCACAACACGCCGAUGGAUCUACUCUUCAUGUGGAUCAUUCCCAACGGCGCGUGGAUCGUUGGCUCGGGCUACAUGGUCUUUUCCAUGGGUAGCGAAAUCGUCGAUGGUCUGGCCCUCGCCUCCAAGACCACAAAGACCGAGUAA